Messenger RNA from Phragmites australis (common reed), 780 nucleotides. Its product is annotated as basic leucine zipper 43-like. The record is from RefSeq and is a predicted model, not a curated record. Gene Ontology annotation, biological process: regulation of DNA-templated transcription. Gene Ontology annotation, molecular function: DNA-binding transcription factor activity. The transcript has a single exon. NCBI's taxonomy places the organism in Eukaryota, Viridiplantae, Streptophyta, Magnoliopsida, Poales, Poaceae. The coding region runs from base 66 to 575 and encodes 169 amino acids.
ACCCCAGUGCCCUCUUGUUUUCUUUCACAAGCCACUCUUCCCUCCAUUUCAUAGCUCGAGUAAACAUGCACCCUGCUGAGAUUGCUAGUGUUCAAUACUUAUCUCCUGCAAGUGCAGCCUCUUUCAAACCUCAUUACCAUGUAGCUACAAAUGACUUCCUCUUCCAGUAUAACAACCUUCUGGUGCCUCACCCUGCAUCCUACCAAGAUGUUGCCCACCUGGUUCAUGAAGCAAGUUUCCCAGUUGGCAAUAGAUCCAAUUCAGACGAAUCAGACGACUAUCAGCGCAGCCUUGCAGAAGAGCGCAGGAAGAGAAGGAUGAUAUCCAAUAGGGAGUCUGCACGACGAUCACGUAUGAGAAAGCAGAAGCAGUUGAGUGAGCUCUGGGCUCAGGUUGUCCACCUCCGCACCACCAACCGUCAACUCCUUGAUCAGCUGAACCAUGUCAUAAGAGAUUGUGAUCGUGUUCUCCAUGAAAACUCCCAGCUGAGAGAUGAACAAACCAAGUUGCAGAAGCAGCUUGAGAAGCGCCCUGUAGAGACCACAGAGAGUAGCGACAUGUGUCCUGACUCUUGAACUAUCCAGGAUUACAAGUACUAGAUGCGAUGAUAUGAGGCUUAAAUUAAGAGGUUUCCUUCAUUUUAUACUAUGGCUUUCAUUUUUCUAUGUUUGCUCUAUGUUGGAUAUCAAUAUUAGUAUGUAGCAGUCAAGUGGUGAUGGAUAAGUUAUCCAGUUUCCCUCGUCAUAUUCUGUUAGAUAUCACAAAAGUAAGGAUAAAGUA